AGAAACACUCCAGCCAAUCAGGACGCACCUCUGAGUCACGUGGUAAAAUGCUGCAGAUUUGAAUUGAGAGCCGUGUUUUCGCCUGUCCGAGGAAAUAAAUAACAAACUUUACAACAAUAUCACUUUCCCAGCUCAUCUACGGCACUGGAUUGGAUCAAAAAAGAGUCUGAAUUAGGAUGGACCAUGGAGCGAACAACGAUGUGUUCUUUUUACCGGAUGAAAAGUUUGAUUUUGACUUGUCUCUGUCGCCUGCCAGCUCCACAGGUGAAGACUUUGAGGACGAGAUCUUUGUUGGUCCCGUCAGUCAUGCUGAGCGCUGCAUUUCUGUGAACCUUGCGUCUCGUCUCGAAAACCACUGCGUAAAAUCGAGCUGGAGUCCUCUGUCUGGAGACCAACUGGAAGCCAUCUGUGAAGAGGCCCAAAAACUGGCCGAUCAGCUGCAGAGCUCAGAGCAUGCUCAGUCCGAAUCUGAAAACAUCGACCCAAAUCGUGCAGUUUUACAGAAGAAUGAGUUUGUGCAAGACUCAAAGGCUAAACUAAGCAUGCUCUGUGACCCUCCUCCUACUGUACUUAGCCCCAUAAAGAGACAGACGUUUUGUGUACAAGAUAGCCCUAUGAAACACUUACCACCUGCAAUUCAAAACCGUAUGCUGAAAGCGCGCAGUCCUAAAUCAAGUAUAGGAAAUAUACCAAGUAUUAAACCCACUGGAAAAGCACAACUGACGCAGCACUUACCCUCAAGAGCCACGAGGAGCGUCGCCAGUCCAGUGACGAGAACUCAGACCAAAGCUGGACUCCAAGCCAGAGUCAGCGCGGUGUUACCCAACAGACCCACCGUGCCAACUGCUACACGCUCCAGCACCAAGAGCCAAGACAAACCCAGACUGCAGCCUCCCACCAAAUUGGCAACCAGUUGGCGGCGCAGUCCGAACUCAAGCAGAAACGGUUCAUGUGAGGACCUUCUCUCUGACUCUGCGAGUGUGACCUCUGACAUCAGCGACUCCUCCCUGAACUCCAGCUGUUUGGGCAAACGCACUCUGGCCCCGCCCUCCAAGACACUGCGGACUCGCUCUGGAGUGAAGCUUCCCUCUGACAGCAGCAGACUCAGAAACACGUCCUCGUCCUCCUCCUCAGUGUCCAGCUUCAACUCCAGCAUCUCCCUCUCCCCGGCCAAUAAAGCCACUAAAGGUAAACUGAACUCCUCGCUGAGCUCUCAGUGCAGUGUCUCUAAACCCACCCAGCCCCCAAAGCAUCGUCGCUCUGUGGCCGUCCUGCCCUCGGACCCUCCCAUCUCUGUGGCCAGGAAGAGGUCUCUGAGCACCCAAACCCGACGAUCCUCCAACCCCACCCUCCUCAAGAAGCCCCAGUCCUCCCCGGUCCAAACCCCAGUGAGGAGGGGCUUAGACCGGACCAGCUCUGUGCCCUCUAUGACCAAGAUCCAGAGCGGACUCAAGGCCAAAGCCAAACCACAGGCUCUGGUGCCCCCCACUCCCAACGGGACACUGCGAGGGUCUUCAUCUCCAGACACCACCAACAUGCUCAAGCCCAAGAGACUGGUUUCUGUGAAGAGUGUUGACAGUCUCCCUCAGAAGCCUGCACUCUCCACUCUCACGCCCUCUCUUGGCAAUGGCAGUGCACUACAACUCAAGGCUCGUAGACCCUCAGCUCUGCCUACUCCUGUCAGGUCCAGACUUUUGGGUCUUCCCCAGACCACGCCCACAAGCAAAGUGCGUCCAAUCAGAGUGUCGCCCACCCACAAUUGCACCCCCACCAGCUCUCACACCGAAUGCCCAGAGACUGCACAGGUUCCCGUGAUCCAGCCUUUUAACCUGGAGGAGGAGGAGCCUGUACAGCCCCCGCCCACAAUCACAAAACCCGACCAAUCAGAAAGCACCACAGCACCUGACGCACUUUGUCUGAGCCAGUGUGAAACAAGGAAGGAGACUGCACCGGCCAAAACAGAGAGCACCAGCAAAACACAAGAGAUCUUACUUCUGGACCUCCCGGCUCCUGCUCUUCAGCCUCAGGAGAAACUGCUCAUCGACCUGAGCAACACCCCAGACCUGAUCCGGACCAAGACUUGCUCCUCUGCAUCCGAGCUGAUUGACCUGAGCUCUCCUCUGAUCAAAUGGAGUCCAGUCAACAAAAAGGAGAAAGAUGCUCCCCUCAUCAACCUUUCCUUCUGAUCCAGGACUGUAACCUGAUGAAAACUGGACUACAGAGACCAGCUUUCAGUCCCUGAGACUAAACUAGACCAAAACAGGACCAUCCCUUUAGACCAAUACUGGACCAAACCCAGAUCUGAACCAAUCAACUGCGAAAAGGAGUGUUAAAGAAAUCAGCAGCUUUGUUCUAUACUGAAAAUACUUAGAUUUUAAUGUGUUUAUCAUUGUUUAAAUAAAUGUCCUUGUCUGUGUUGAUUGAGCUGCUCAUUGUAAAAAAAAAAAAAAAAAAAUCAUUAUAAUUUCAAUAUUCAGUCCAAUGGUACAGCCCUGAUAAAGUGAUCUUCUGGAUCAUUCCCAUUAAAAACUGUUCUUCUGACCACUGGUGUCAAAUCAUCUCUUCUACUGAAAUGCAGUGAUUCAUGAGAGAUUGUAAAUGUGUAGAUGAAUAAAGUGUUUUAUAAAAAAUCA
Boleophthalmus pectinirostris (great blue-spotted mudskipper) is the source of this 2633-nucleotide messenger RNA. It is a transcript of the gene gtse1, whose product is annotated as G-2 and S-phase expressed 1. Gene Ontology annotation, cellular component: cytoplasmic microtubule; microtubule cytoskeleton. The record is from RefSeq and is a predicted model, not a curated record. Lineage: Eukaryota; Metazoa; Chordata; Actinopteri; Gobiiformes; Gobiidae. Gene Ontology annotation, molecular function: microtubule binding. The transcript has 13 exons. Bases 177 to 2186 code for a protein of 669 amino acids.